Messenger RNA from Artibeus jamaicensis (Jamaican fruit-eating bat), 10164 nucleotides. RefSeq names its product kinesin family member 1B (gene KIF1B). The record is from RefSeq and is a predicted model, not a curated record. The coding region runs from base 428 to 5863 and encodes 1811 amino acids. NCBI's taxonomy places the organism in Eukaryota, Metazoa, Chordata, Mammalia, Chiroptera, Phyllostomidae. Gene Ontology annotation, biological process: microtubule-based movement. Gene Ontology annotation, molecular function: microtubule binding; microtubule motor activity; ATP binding. The transcript is spliced from 48 exons.
CCCGCGCCCGCGGCUGCGGGAGGAGCUUUGCGAAGACUGACUCCGGGCAUUCAGACGGCGGCGGCCGUGGGAGGCACCGGCGCGAGUACGAGCCGCUCCUCAGUCCCCGCAGGCGCCACUGCCGGCCCUUCGUUACACCCCGGUCUCCCGCGCUGCCGCCCUCCGUGGCCCUCGAUGCGGGAGCGGGCCGCUGCGUGAUGGGGCUGCAAAGAGGCGUCCUGCGGCUCGCGGCGGCCGCUGCUCGCGCUGAGGAGCGUCGGUGCUCUGCCCCCCGCACCCCCGCGCGCCGUAGCGCCUGCUGACCCGGCCCUCCCGCCCGCCUGCCCGUCGGUCCACAGCGCGGCUGAGGAAACUUGAACAUAAAUUCAAAAGAAGAUUUGAUUCUUUCUUUCUGGACUGCGUAUAUAUAACAAGACCAUCAGUCAGAAUGUCGGGAGCCUCAGUGAAGGUGGCUGUCCGUGUGCGGCCCUUCAAUUCUCGAGAGACCAGCAAAGAGUCCAAGUGCAUCAUUCAGAUGCAGGGCAACUCGACUAGUAUUGUUAACCCAAAGAACCCAAAGGAAGCUCCGAAGUCCUUCAGCUUCGACUACUCCUACUGGUCUCACACCUCGCCUGAAGAUCCCUGUUUUGCAUCUCAAAGCCGUGUGUACAAUGACAUUGGAAAGGAAAUGCUCUUGCACGCCUUUGAGGGAUAUAAUGUCUGUAUUUUUGCCUAUGGGCAGACUGGUGCUGGGAAAUCUUACACAAUGAUGGGUAAACAAGAAGAAGGCCAGGCUGGCAUCAUUCCACAGUUAUGUGAAGAGCUGUUUGAAAAAAUCAACGACAACUGUAAUGAAGAAAUGUCCUACUCUGUAGAGGUGAGCUACAUGGAAAUUUACUGUGAAAGAGUUCGAGAUUUGCUGAAUCCAAAAAACAAGGGUAAUUUACGUGUACGUGAGCACCCACUUCUUGGCCCAUAUGUUGAGGACCUGUCAAAGUUGGCAGUUACUUCCUACACAGACAUUGCUGACCUCAUGGAUGCUGGGAACAAAGCCAGGACAGUGGCAGCUACCAACAUGAAUGAAACAAGUAGCCGUUCCCACGCUGUGUUUACAAUUGUUUUCACCCAGAAGAAACAUGAUACUGAGACCAACCUUUCCACUGAGAAGGUCAGUAAAAUCAGCCUGGUGGAUCUAGCAGGAAGCGAACGAGCUGAUUCAACUGGUGCCAAAGGGACUCGACUAAAGGAAGGAGCAAAUAUUAAUAAGUCUCUUACAACUCUGGGCAAAGUCAUCUCAGCCUUGGCAGAGGUGAGUAAGAAGAAGAAGAAAACUGAUUUUAUUCCCUACAGGGAUUCUGUACUCACUUGGCUCCUUCGAGAAAAUCUAGGUGGCAAUUCUCGGACUGCAAUGGUGGCUGCUCUGAGCCCAGCAGAUAUCAACUAUGAUGAAACCCUGAGCACUCUGAGAUAUGCAGAUCGUGCGAAACAAAUUAAAUGCAAUGCAGUUAUUAAUGAGGACCCCAAUGCCAAGCUUGUCCGUGAAUUAAAGGAGGAGGUGACACGACUGAAGGACCUUCUUCGUGCUCAGGGACUGGGAGACAUCAUUGAUAUUGAUCCAUUGAUCGAUGAUUACUCUGGAAGUGGAGGCAAAUAUCUGAAAGAUUUUCAGAACAAUAAGCAUAGGUACUUGCUAGCCUCUGAGAAUCAACGCCCUGGCAAUUUUUCCACAGCAUCCAUGGGGUCCCUUACUUCAUCUUCAUCUUCCUGCUCACUCAAUAGUCAGGUGGGCUUAACAUCUGUGACCAGCAUUCAGGAGAGGAUUAUGUCUACACCUGGAGGAGAGGAAGCCAUUGAACGUCUAAAGGAAUCAGAGAAGAUCAUCGCUGAGCUGAAUGAAACCUGGGAAGAGAAGCUGCGUAAAACAGAAGCCAUCAGAAUGGAGAGAGAGGCCUUGUUGGCUGAGAUGGGAGUUGCCAUUCGGGAAGAUGGAGGAACUCUGGGGGUUUUCUCACCUAAAAAGACCCCACAUCUUGUUAACCUCAAUGAGGACCCGCUGAUGUCAGAAUGCCUGCUUUAUUACAUCAAAGAUGGAAUUACAAGGGUUGGCCAAGCAGAUGCUGAGCGGCGCCAGGACAUCGUGCUGAGUGGGGCUCACAUUAAAGAAGAGCAUUGUAUCUUCCGGAGUGAGAGAAACAACAGUGGGGAUGUUAUCGUGACUCUAGAGCCCUGCGAACGCUCAGAAACCUACGUAAAUGGCAAGAGGGUGGCCCAGCCUGUGCAGCUGCGCUCAGGAAACCGUAUUAUCAUGGGUAAAAACCACGUGUUUCGUUUUAAUCACCCGGAGCAAGCACGGGCUGAGCGGGAGAAGACGCCUUCUGCCGAGACUCCCUCUGAACCUGUGGACUGGACAUUCGCCCAGAGAGAGCUUCUGGAAAAACAGGGAAUUGAUAUGAAACAGGAGAUGGAGAAACGGUUACAGGAAAUGGAGAUCCUGUACAAAAAGGAGAAGGAAGAAGCAGAUCUUCUCCUGGAGCAGCAGAGACUGGACUAUGAGAGUAAAUUGCAGGCCUUGCAGAAGCAGGUCGAGACUCGAUCCUUGGCUGCAGAAACAACGGAAGAGGAAGAAGAGGAAGAAGAAGUUCCUUGGACACAACACGAAUUUGAGCUGGCCCAGUGGGCCUUCCGAAAGUGGAAGUCUCACCAGUUUACUUCAUUAAGGGACUUACUCUGGGGCAAUGCCGUCUACCUGAAGGAGGCCAAUGCCGUCAGUGUGGAACUGAAGAAGAAGGUGCAGUUUCAGUUUGUGCUGCUGACUGACACGCUGUACUCCCCUUUACCUCCUGAAUUACUUCCCACUGAGAUGGAAAAAACUCACAUAGACAGGCCUUUCCCUCGUACCGUGGUGGCGGUAGAAGUCCAGGAUCUGAAGAACGGAGCAACGCAUUAUUGGUCAUUGGAGAAACUCAAGCAGAGGCUGGAUUUGAUGCGAGAGAUGUAUGACCGGGCGGGGGAGAUGGCCUCCAGUGCGCAAGAGGAGAGCGAGACCACUCUGACUGGCAGCGAUCCGUUUUAUGACCGGUUCCAUUGGUUCAAGCUUGUGGGGAGCUCCCCCAUUUUCCAUGGCUGUGUGAAUGAGCGCCUUGCCGACCGCACACCCUCCCCCACUUUUUCCACGGCCGAUUCCGACAUCACUGAGCUGGCUGACGAGCAGCAAGAUGAGAUGGAGGAUUUUGAUGAUGAGGCAUUCGUGGAUGACACCGGCUCUGACGCAGGGACGGAGGAGGGAUCAGAUCUCUUCAGUGAUGGGCAUGACCCGUUUUACGACCGAUCCCCAUGGUUCAUUUUAGUGGGAAGGGCAUUUGUUUACCUGAGCAAUCUGCUGUAUCCAGUGCCCCUGAUCCACAGGGUGGCCAUUGUCAGUGAGAAGGGUGAAGUGCGCGGGUUUCUGCGUGUGGCCGUACAGGCCAUUGCAGCGGAUGAAGAAGCUCCUGAUUAUGGCUCUGGAAUUCGACAGUCAGGAACAGCUAAAAUAUCUUUUGACAACGAGUAUUUUCAUCAGAGUGACUUUUCUUCAGUUGCAAUGACUCGUUCUGGUCUGUCCUUGGAAGAGCUGAGGAUUGUGGAAGGACAGGGUCAGAGUUCUGAGGUCAUCACUCCUCCAGAAGAAAUCAGUCGAAUGAAUGACUUGGACUUGAAGUCAAGCACUUUGCUAGAUGGGAAGAUGGUAAUGGAAGGGUUUUCUGAAGAGAUUGGCCACCACCUGAAGCUGGGCAGUGCCUUCACUUUCCGUGUGACCGUGUUGCAGGCCAGCGGGAUCCUCCCCGAGUACGCAGACAUCUUCUGUCAGUUCAACUUUUUGCAUCGUCAUGAUGAAGCAUUCUCCACUGAACCCCUCAAAAACAAUGGCAGAGGAAGUCCUCUGGGCUUUUAUCAUGUGCAGAACAUUGCAGUGGAGGUCACGGAAUCAUUUGUGGAAUACAUCAAAACCAAGCCUAUAGUAUUUGAAGUGUUCGGGCAUUAUCAGCAGCACCCAGUUCACCUGCAAGGACAGGACCUUAACAGUCCGCCUCAGCCAUCGCGACGGUUCUUCCCUCCGCCCAUGCCACUCUCCAAGCCAGUUCCAGCCACCAAGUUAAACACCAUGAGCAAAACUAGCCUUGGCCAGAGCAUGAGCAAGUAUGAUCUUCUGGUUUGGUUUGAGAUCAGUGAACUGGAGCCUACAGGAGAGUACAUCCCAGCUGUGGUUGACCAUACAGCAGGCUUGCCCUGCCAGGGGACGUUUUUGCUUCACCAGGGUAUCCAGCGAAGGAUCACAGUGACCAUUAUCCACGAGAAGGGAAGUGAGCUCCACUGGAAAGAUGUUCGUGAACUGGUGGUAGGCCGGAUUAGGAAUAAGGCUGAGGUGGAUGAAGCCGCGGUGGAUGCCAUCCUCUCCCUAAACAUCAUCUCUGCCAAGUAUCUGAAGUCCUCCCACAACUCCAGCAGGACCUUCUACCGUUUUGAGGCCGUGUGGGACAGCUCCCUCCAUAACUCCCUUCUUCUCAACCGAGUAACACCCUAUGGGGAAAAGAUCUACAUGACCUUGUCGGCCUACUUAGAGCUGGAUCAUUGCAUCCAGCCGGCUGUCAUCACCAAGGACGUGUGUAUGGUCUUCUAUUCCCGGGAUGCCAGGAUCUCACCGCCACGCUCUCUGCGCAGCCUCUUUGGCAGCGGCUACUCCAAGUCUCCAGAUGCCAAUCGAGUCACUGGAAUUUAUGAACUCAGUUUAUGCAAAAUGGCAGACACAGGUAGUCCAGGCAUGCAGAGGAGGAGGAGAAAAGUCCUGGACACCUCAGUGGCGUACGUGCGGGGAGAAGAGAACUUAGCAGGCUGGCGGCCCCGCGGAGACAGCCUCAUCCUUGAGCACCAGUGGGAACUGGAGAAGCUGGAGCUCCUACACGAGGUGGAGAAAACCCGCCACUUCCUGCUGCUGCGUGAGAGACUCGAUGACAGCAUCCCCAAGUCCUUGAGCGACUCGCUGUCCCCCAGCCUGAGCAGUGGAACCCUCAGCACCUCCACCAGCAUCUCCUCUCAGAUCUCAACCACCACCUUCGAGAGCGCUGUCACACCCAGUGAGAGCAGUGGGUACGACUCGGCAGACAUCGAGAGCCUGGUGGAUCGGGAGAAAGAACUGGCCACCAAGUGCCUGCAGCUUCUCACCCACACUUUCAACCGAGAAUUCAGCCAGGUGCACAGCAGCAUCAGUGACUGCAAGUUGUCUGACGUCUCUCCAAUUGGACGCGAUCCCUCGGUGUCCAGCUUCAGCAGCGCGACCCUCACGCCCUCCUCCACCUGCCCCUCUCUGGUAGACUCUAGGAGCAACUCUCUGGAUCAGAAGACCCCAGAAGCGGAUUCCCGGGCCUCUAGUCCCUGCCAAGAAUUUGAACAGUUCCAGAUUGUUCCAGCCGUGGAAACACCCUAUUUGGCCCGAGCGGGGAAAAAUGAAUUUCUCAAUCUUGUUCCAGAUAUUGAAGAAAUUAGACCAGGCUCAGUGGUUUCUAAGAAAGGAUACCUGCAUUUCAAGGAGCCAUUUUCUAGCAACUGGGCUAAACAUUUUGUUGUGGUCCGUCGCCCUUAUGUCUUCAUCUAUAACAGUGACAAAGACCCAGUGGAACGUGGCAUCAUUAACUUGUCCACGGCGCAGGUUGAGUACAGCGAGGACCAGCAGGCCAUGGUGAAGACACCGAACACCUUUGCUGUACUCACAAAGCACCGUGGGGUCCUUUUGCAGGCCCUCAAUGACAAAGACAUGAACGACUGGUUAUAUGCCUUUAAUCCACUCCUUGCUGGCACAAUACGGUCGAAACUCGCCCGCAGAUGCCCAAGCAGCCCAAGUACUAAGUGACUCCGCCGAGCGCCCUCACUCGCCUUUCGAGAUAUAAAGAAAGUGUUACCUCUCAUUUCUCUUUGUGAUUCUUGACGGUUACUCUUGUAUGUAAUCCCGUGGCUUAACUACUUUUCCCUCCUUGUCCAGCACUUUUUCUAGCUCCCGUUCCCCAUAUCCAUUGCUCUGUACUCCUUUUCUUUUUUCCUGUGCUGAGAAUCUUGUUAGUAGCAUGUGGCCUAACAAAAGGGGGGGAAAACAAAGCAAAACAAAAAACCCAGGGGGGAAUCCAGUGAAUCUCCAAAUUAUUUUUGGUAUAUUUGGCUUCCUUUUGUAUAAUAGGUCCCCAUGUGACCACCUCUGAUGUCUGUACUGCUGUCUUUGGAUGUCUUUGUCUUUGUUUUUAAGACAACAUGAUACUUUCCUUCUUUUCUGUAUUUGUGACAUCAGUUUAAUUUUUCCUGGGUGGCUUAGAGACAAAAGGAGGAAACAUCUGGCCUUUUUAGAGCCUGAGAGGAAAAAACUUACCUUCCCCUUCCGUUUCCUUUCCCUACCGCCAGUUCCUGCAUUUUUCAUUCAGGGAGAAGGUUGUGGUGAGCUCAGCAAUGGGACAGGUGUAUUCUCUGAAGUUGGGGCUUAUUUAGAGAUGGCCAUGCAGUUUUCAGUUAGUGGGACAGAGGAGGGGAGAGGCCUCGUUAGCAGGCUCACUGAGACAGUGGCUGCUGUUGACCUUGUCAGAAGGGAAGAGCGAAGGUUCCAGAGGGGCGUGGGGGUGGGCGCGGAUGCAGCCAGUCCACGGGGUGCUUGUCGUGGCGCACAGCAGGAUUCCUGUGAACUGCGCUCAUCCUCAUCCGUGGGAGCGAGCCUCUUCUCUGUUUCUCCAUUCCGUCCUUGGCACCAGCGGGGUGCAGCACUGUGGAAUCAGUUCUGUGUCGUACCCAGAUGUCCCACCAGGGGGAGUGUUUCAGUUUCUGAUGAGGAACUCGGCCAUUGUUGUCCUUUUAAUUGUGGUAAUGCUGAGUAAUGACCUUGUGAUUGUUGUAGCUCCCUUCGAUCAAAAAAAUAUAGCUUUCAAGUAUAAAAUCGGAAGUCUCCUCUGAAUCCAGCGGUUAUCUGCAAUAAUCCUUGUCGAACUGAAAAUACUUCCAGUGAUGCCUGGCCCCCUUAUACUCACAAAGAAGCAAACGUGGCAGGCUUUGCUUUCUGGAUCCCAGGAUUAAAACCAUCAGCCUCCCACCACUGGAGUCAAAACGAAAGCACGUCUGGGGGUAGAGAACAGGGCCCACCUGAGCCCUGGCCCCAGCGUUUUGUCACUUGCGUCCCUGGGGCCUCUUGGUGGUUCUCCCUGUCAGGUGUGGAAACGUUGCCAGGGGAGAUGGGAGGAAGCUGAUCGUUUCCCCUGAUGGGACAGGGACAGGGACAGCUGCUUCCACACGCCAUCAUGGAAGAUGCUUCUUUCCUUUCAGCUGCUGCAAGUUUUACAGGAGUGACAUGGAGAGGAAAAGGCCUCCCAGUUACUUGAGUUGCUUUGCCAGUUAGUUGGCGUGGGUCGUUCUUCCCACCCUUCACCUCCCCUGCUUAGACCCGUUUGACCCUCCCUCGGGCAUUCAGGACAGUGUCUGCCUGUUCCCACUCUGCAGACCCGGGGUCCUAAGCCUGAGGUUGCUGGCUCUCGGGUGCUGGCGAACUGGGUGGCUUUGCUUCAGGCAGCGCAGGGCAGGGGCCACGCACUCUGCGGGGCAGUUGCUGGGCCCGUCGCAGAACAGGGCUCCCGGCCGUGGGCGUGAUGAUCGUCUUGGGUGGAGGGGGAAAUGGAGGCAGGGGGAGCUUAAUAAAAGAAAGGAUAGGAAUCAGGGGCAGUGGCCUGAAAAGUGGUCAAUAAAAACUCUAGUAGGUUUUUUAACUUUCUUCUUUAAACAUAGGUCACUAACAGUCAUGUUACUUGUUUUUAAAUGACACUUUAAUGUACUUAGAGGUUUCUGCAUUGUCUAAUAGACACAAUAUACCCUCCGGUGUGUACUCACAUCUACUCACAUCUAGGGUCUGUCCGUGCUUAGAGACAGCUUCUUGGACUGGAGUUAGAUCUGAUUUCAGGGGAAUGAAAUUUGAAGGUUCCUUUCAGAAUUAAAUCACGGAUGCUGCUGCUGUGUCGAAGUGGGGCGGGAGGACCCGCGUCUGUGUGAUAGUAGGUGGGGAAGGCCGAGGGGAGGAGAACCGUGUUACACUGAAAUGGCUUUUGUUUCUCCUUCUGACUCAACACCCUCUGGAAGGCCUUUGCUUUGGAGGUGUCAGCUCUUAGAACAGGCUGUGCUGGCCUGCUUGUAACCUUCCCCGGGUCACACCGCUUCGUGAGAAAGCAGGGCGCUGGGGCGGGUGUGCCUUCUCCCGGCUGAGGGGCCUCCACGGCGGUGGCGGACAGGUGCAGGCAGCCUCUUCGGUGUCCCUCUUUCUCAAAGGGCCUGUCUCCACAUUGGAGUUAGAGCGGUUUCAGAGUUGAUUUGCCCUUUGCAGACAGGUUCAUCCCCACUUUGAAGCUCCGAGAGACGGUUUAUGACCGGAACGAUUUAUGAGGUUUAGCUGAAGCCACAGUGGCAGGGAAGUUUAGGAAUGAACUUAAUGUUUUAAGAAAACCAUCUUUUUGAAGGUUUUUAAAUUUUCUUCCUAAAAUACUUCUUUGAACAAGCAAAAAAUGAAUGCUAGUUAAAAGUAAUCCUCUGUUCUCCUCCUUCCCCAUCCUCCUGUCUCCUGCCAAAGCAAAAUACGGCCUCACAGCCCGCACCAGAUCAGUGCACACACCCUCCGCCUGCCUGCGCCUGCCUGGGGGUCAGCCAGCUCUCAGGCCGGGCUCUGCAGGGCCAGCCAGCCCCGCACACGGCCGGAGUUCAGGAGGCUGCCGCUGCAGCUGGGCGGGCACCUAAAUUGCAGUACAUUAGUAAAGGAAGACGAGGGCAGGGGAAAAUGAUUUUUCCCAACCAGGAAACCACUCUGAUUUUAUCAAUAUAUAUAUAUUUUUUUUUCUCCUUCAGCUCUGUAGAACUUAGAGAGCUACUCAUGUUUUUGAUGGAUUUUUUUCAGCUCUUUAAGAUGCAGGAGAUAAAUCAUUGAAAUCAGUGAAAGGUCUUUUGGGAUCUAAAAAGAAAAAACUGUUUCACCUGGCACAUAUUUCAAAGCAAAGACUUUGUUGCCUGCUGCUUGUUCUCUAAUUUACAGGGAUAUUUAAUUUUGUAAGGUAUUUGUAUAUUUAUACAGCUGUAAUUAAUUGCACAUUGGACUGGAAAAGAAAGGACGACCUGGCGUGCAGCACUGGUUGGUACUCAACGCCCCUCGUGCUGUGUUCCACUCGGGUUCUGCGGGACGGUAUCAGGCCUUGUUUGUCGACUCGAGUCCUUCAUUUUUUCCUUUGGGUUCCCGUUUUAAAAUGUGACUGUCAAUCUGCUUCUCAAAAAGAAUUUGAAUUCUGCUGCUGCUCUCCGAAGGAAUGCUGAGUGUGUUUUCAGUAGGACUCGAAUUCUGCAGUGUCCACCGUUGCCAGCGAUGACUCAGCCGAGCGUGUGGCCAAACCAUUACUGUACGAGGUGGGAAUGUAUUGAUACUGUGUUUCCCUAGAAUUGAAAUAUCAGCCGGGAGAUUGUCUGCUUUUGCUGUUCAAAAGGCCAUUUAUGGAAUUUGUAUUUGAGCCCCAUAAAAUCUUAGGAAAGCCUCUAAUCUGACGGAAGAAAUUAGAGUUGAUACAGAUUUCGUGUUAAAAACUCACAGCCAGAUGGCUGUGCUCAGAUGGGAAGUCUGAGCAGAGGUCGGUCUCUUGCCAAACCCUGGCUGUCCUGUGUUGUUUUCGUGUCUUCGAGGUACUUUUUUCCAAGCUGCACAUUCUGGCACCAGUUCACCUGAGGACUGUCAGCCUCUCACACUGAAGGCGGCGUCCUAGACUCUGUGGCUCUCACGGGCUUGUUGUUGACAUCUCAGGUCUCGUGUGGCCACCCUGUGCACUGCAGCAAAACCCACGGACAUAAGUGGCCUUUUUGAACCAAGACUUCGCAAACUGAUCUCUCCCCAGUGAAGGAGUUGAGCACAUUAGCAACAAUGUACAUUGUUAAUUUCAGGUUUUCAUUUCCAUGUUUUAUUAUGUAAAUAUAAUCUGAUGUUUGGAGCUUGGGUAUACAGAAUGUAAAUAUAGUUCUCGUAUUUGUACUAAUUCUGGUUCUUUUGCUGUAUAGCUUUAGACGUGCAAUGCAGACAUUAUCUAACUGUGUAUGGUAACCUUGCAUCACGGAACUAUUAGUGAACGAGGUCAAAUAAUAAAGGUACAACCAGUGCAUCAGAAG